CGACCCGGAAGUUGCUCCUCUAAAUGUCAACAGGAAGUUUGUCACUCAUGAGUCACCGUCGUGUGUAGGAGCCGCAGGACGUGAGACAGGCCAGAGUAAUGGAGACAUAAAUGCAAAGUACAAACUGGGAACGCCACUGACCAAUGGAAGGGGCUGCUAAAUAUGACACACAGGACUUGAAUGAUAUUAGCAAAUCAUGGAUGUCAGUUGCUGCUGGGAAUCGUUGUCAAGUAAAGCAAAGAAUAUUGAAGGAAGGAAAUGGAGCAGAGAGAGCAAAGGUGGGAUCAGUGUGCAAAAUAAUUAUUCAGUCAGAAAAUUCAGAAGAGGACACCCAUGAGUUUCUUCUCCCUUAUCCUAUAAAUCAAGUAACAGAAGUUAAAAUUGGAGAAGGAGAAUGUGAUGUCAUUGAAGGCUGUCUUGAAGGAAUGUCACUUGGAGAGAAAUGUGAGUUGCUAGUGAGACCCUUACCUACUCAUACAGCUGCACAGAGUUUAUCACCACCAUAUGACACACAUGAAUACAAGUAUACUGUUCAGAUGGAAUGCUUCACCUGUGGCAAGGAAUCCUGGGAAAUGACAUUUGAAGAAAAAUGGGAAACAGCUCUACAUCACAAAGAGAAAGGUGGAGAGCGGUUUCAAGCAGGUGAUAUCUGGGGAGCAGCAGAUAGGUAUGCUCGUGCCAUGCGACUUCUUGUGACCAUGCAGUGCCUACUCCCACCUACAGAAGCUUCAGAGUACCAGCAAAUUAAAGCUAUGCUCCAUGCCAACCUAGCAGCUUGCCAGCUAAAACUGGGGCAGCCCCACAAUGCUCUUGAAAGUGCUACCCGAGCUCUCAAAUUGGACUCCAGUCUCGUGAAGGGAUUGUACCGAAGAGCAAUGGCUUAUAUGUCACUAGGGGAGUUUGAUCAGGCACGUGUGGACCUCAAAAAAUUACUUGAAUUAGAACCAGGUUCCAGAUCUGCCGUCCAGGCUCUGAAGGACUUGGAUGCAAAAGUAAAAAGUGAAAAUGCCCAACUUGCCAGGGCCAUGAGCAAGCUGUUUACCUGAAAAGAUCUACUAAAACUAUACUCCAUUGAACCACUAGAGUCUUCUUCCAGAUGGGGCCCAGAGCCUUAGUGUGAUCAGCUUGACCACUUAGAAUGGCUGAUUGUAAAUAGCAGUGUGUGGUUAGAGGCGAAUCUUUGUUUGGAAGGUGUGUUUCUGUUUUUACAUGCAGUCUGGGGAUGUUAAUGAUUGUUAAUAUGUUUAAAGAGCUGUUGAGAUGUUAAUUUAAAACAACAAAACUUAUCACACAUCUUUUGCUGUAAUUAUUUGGUUGUGUAAUAGCAGCAUUAAAAGUUAUAUUUUUAAUUUUAUCGAUAUAUAACACUAGUCACUGUACCCUGCUUGGGGUGCUCUUGGUUAUAUUACAAGGAGGAGAAGAUGUAAGAAGACCUAUUAACUAUACACUGAGCAAAAAAAAAUAACAACCGUGAAUCGUUAUCUUGCUGUGCUGAAUUGUUGACUGUUGUUAUAAAUAAAAUACAUUUUCCCUCUUG
Messenger RNA from Polypterus senegalus (gray bichir), 1537 nucleotides. It is a transcript of the gene fkbpl, whose product is annotated as FKBP prolyl isomerase like. Bases 144 to 1046 code for a protein of 300 amino acids. Gene Ontology annotation, molecular function: peptidyl-prolyl cis-trans isomerase activity; protein binding. The transcript has 3 exons. The record is from RefSeq and is a predicted model, not a curated record. NCBI's taxonomy places the organism in Eukaryota, Metazoa, Chordata, Cladistia, Polypteriformes, Polypteridae.